UGCCAUGACUAGCCUCAGGAAAGUUGCUUAAUGUUUGACAAAUAGGAAGAAGGGCCCUGGCUGCCAUAUCUCUCUGUCUAAGACAAGUUAACCACGUUCUCGGUUCUCCUUUUAUACAAACCAUUUGGCUGCCGUUUGGAAGGAAACCUAUUAAAAUCGGACUGAGGAGCGACAGACACCAUGGAGGUGCUGGUGCUGGUAGACUUCGAGGGCACCAUGGCAGACGAGCUCAUAGUGAAGGCAGGGGACGUGGUCCAAAACGUCACCAAGGCCAGCGAGGAGGGAUGGCUGCAGGGGGAGAUUAGAGGAAAGAGAGGCCUUGUCCCUGCCAGCUUUGUCAAGGAAGUGCCAUCAGAGUUAACAGGUGGCACCAUGAGGGAACCACGGAGCCUUCGAAAACCAAAGGCAACUAAACAGCCGAGGAAAUGCCAAGUAGAAUACGCUUACAGUCCCAUGAAUGCAGAUGAGAUGGAGCUGGUGGUUGGCGAGACGAUAGAAAUCCUCAAAGAGAUUGAAGAUGGUUGGUGGAUGGGGAUGAAAAAUGGCAAAGUUGGAGCAUUUCCAUCAAAUUUUGUCAAGGAAAUUGUUGUUAAUAAAGAAAACAAGCCCAAUGACGUCAAGGGAAGAUCCAAGUUGUCUAAUGUAGUAUUUAAUAAGGAGCUCUCUCACAAAGCAAGUGUGAGGAACAAACAAAAAAAUGUGGUGGAAUAUUGUCAUGCCAUGUUUGACUACAAAGCCAAGACAGAAGAUGAGUUGGAUUUGAAAAAGGGCGAUGUUGUUGUGAUACUGAAAAAGGAAACAGAAGAUGAAGGCUGGUGGGAGGGAGAGCUGAACGGGCGCUGCGGCUUUUUUCCUGACAACUUUGUCAUGGUGAUACCACCAACAGACAGCCUACAAUUUGGGACCACGACCCAGCUUCCUGCGCGCAGCAACAGCAAGAAGUUAUCAGACGUUUCAGCAAUGGAAACGUGUAAGGGUGGACCAGCAAAGGCGAAAGAUGAUAAAACAGAUGGUAGAGACAUGAGAAGCAUUCCCCCAACCAAAGUCAAGCUGCCAUGCAUCAUCAAGCCCAGCCCACCUCCAGUCAAAGACAAACCUAACAGAGGCAUAGCCAAAACCAACGGGGAUGUGCCUCCUUCCUCACCAAAGCCAACGGAGGAGAAAGAGGAGAAGGAUCAGUUUGAUGGGCUGGAUGUGCAGACUGAAAAGCUGAGCCACCCUACAGCCAACAGAGCCAAGCCCCCACAGAGGCGGCCACCAUCAGGCCUGGUCACAGGAGUACAUUUUGCCGAAGACCACACAGAAGCAGAAAAAAAGCCACAAACAACAAAAUUGUCUGGCUUACAAAAGGGUACAGAAAAUCUUGCCUUAUCACCUGCAAAGUCUGAGUCUCAAGCCAAGACACCGCCUCCAGUUCGACCGACCCCACCCAAAGUAGCUGUGGAUGGCAAAGCUGCAACCAGUAAUAAUGAGCCAACUAUGGAAAGCCUGCAGGCUGAGAUCAAAGAGCUAAGGAUGGCUCUGGAGCUGCUACAGACACGACAUGAGCAAGACAUGCAGGAAGUGAAAGCGGAACUCAGAGAAGAGAAAGACAAAAGGCUGACGCUGCAGGACGAAGUCAGCUGCUUAAAGAUGAAGCAUUAAUAGCAACACACACAGUGGCUGGGCUGACUGACACUGUGACAUGCAAGCCCUUGAACUGCAUAUUAAAACAAGCAGAACAUUUUUCUUACUCAUGCUGGGGAUGGAGAGGACAAGUGAGCUCUUGGGUUAUGGUUAAAAAGUGUAGUUGAAUCAGUUUACUCCUGCACCGGACUGGAGAAAACUUGUCUUCCAAAAGAUCGUUAUAGUAAAUUGCGUGAUGUACUUAAUACUAGAAAUCACAAAUGUUGACCCUAUAUAAGUGUUGCUAGGUAGCAAAUUAAUGUUUUACAUAUUUUGUCAUUUUAUAUUUUUGGCUACAGGUUUUUACUGUACUUUAACAUUUAUAUGAUGCCUCAGCAGAAUAUGUAAAAUAUGCAAUAUAUGUAUAUAAUUUGAAAAUAUUCUGAUGGUUUUUGUAAAGAACUAAAAGAUUAUUUUAAGUCAUCCAAGGCACAGUGAUAUCGGAAAUGUUAAUAAAUAAUGUGAAUUUC
Betta splendens (Siamese fighting fish) is the source of this 2135-nucleotide messenger RNA. RefSeq names its product SH3 domain containing 21 (gene mnmip1). The coding region runs from base 181 to 1644 and encodes 487 amino acids. Lineage: Eukaryota; Metazoa; Chordata; Actinopteri; Anabantiformes; Osphronemidae. The record is from RefSeq and is a predicted model, not a curated record. The transcript has 17 exons. Gene Ontology annotation, molecular function: protein binding.